AUGCUUUCAGCGUCCUCGCCUGUUGAUUUUCCUCGUUCUCCUCCGACAAAACGAUCUAAACCCCACGAUCAUGACCCUCCAAAACCAAAAGCUCGAGGUCCAUUCCUCGUCGAGGACGACGAUUCCGAUUCCGAUGAUAACGAGGAAGCUGCAGACUCUACCCGUACAACGAAACGUCUAAUGACCGAAGAUCCACGAGAAAAGCCUUCAGGAACGACAUUAGAAAACGAGCAUUCAAUUGUUGAUCUUGUUGAUUCUGAACGAAACGAAGACACCCCCGAUGUACAAAUUCAAGAGCCGGUGCGCCUUAGCCAUAGACCAAUCUUUACAGGGUCUUCUAUCUUUAGUAGCCUUGUGCCAGAGCUUUUCACAGCGACAGCUUGCAAUGGUAAAGCCAAGACAAUUAAGGAACGCAAGACAACCUCUGCACCUACAUAUGAGGCGAUGGUUGCAGCUCGGUCAAAAACGAAAGAAGGACGAGCGAAACGAAGCUACUACGGGAUUGACAUCCACAAUCUUAUGAGUGCUGCCUCUGCUGAAAUCAAGAGCAAAAAGCAAGCCCCACCAGAGCCUGAACUGCCAGUACGAUCGAUCGAGCCUCAAGUUCCCGGAGGUAAAAGGCAGAAGCGGACACUUUUAUGGACGGAGAAAUAUCGAGCUCGGAGCUUCCUAGACUUAUGUGGCGAUGAUCGCACCAACCGACUGGUCUUGAAGUGGUUGAAGAAAUGGGAUCCUGUAGUAUUUCCAGGAGCAUCAAAAUCACAGCCCAUAAUCCAAAGACGGCCAGGCGCAAAGCAACAGGAAGAGGAAGAGAAGCCUCACAGGAAGAUCCUUAUGCUGACAGGACCUCCUGGAUUGGGAAAGACAACUUUGGCGCAUGUUUGUGCUAGACAAGCAGGGUACGAAGUUAUGGAGAUCAAUGCCAGUGAUGACAGGAGUCGGGACGUUGUCAAAAAUCGCAUCCGCACAAGUUUGGGAACAGAAAGCGUCAAGACAGUCAGCAAUACCAAAGACGCCAAUGGUCCGCAAAAGCUAGCCAAACCGGCUUGCGUUGUGGUGGAUGAAGUGGACGGUGUCGUCUCAGGCUCAGGAGGCUCGGGUGAAGGUGGCUUUGUCAAGGCCUUGAUAGACCUGGUGCUACUGGACCAAAAAAACGAGUCGGGUAACACGUCGUCCAACAACUAUGGAAAUAAGAAAAAGAAAAAGGGCGACGACUUCAGACUAUUACGCCCUCUGGUUCUUAUCUGCAACGACGUGUAUGCCCCGGCUCUCCGACCACUUCGACAAUCCAACUUGGCUGAGAUCAUCCAUGUUGGCAAGCCUACCAUGGACUCGGUCGUCAACCGACUAAGUAAGGUCUUUGAGAAUGAAGGCAUCCCCUGCGACAAAGACGCUGCUCGAAAGAUCUGUGAGGCAGCUUGGGGCAUGACAAGCGGCGUUGAUUCAAAAAAGGGAGCUGAGAGCACAGUUGAGGGUGAUCUUCGCGGUGUUAUGGUGGUUGGCGAAUGGGUCGCUGGUCGAUUUCGGGCAUCUGCACCAACUGGCACAGCCCGUCUCACUCGGCAAUGGCUAGAGCGCAAUGUGCUCCAGGAUCUCAACAGCGGCUCUGGUGGUGGUCGUGGUCUGGGUCGUGGCAGCGUCAAGGAUAUUGUUUCAAGGCUCUUCCAAGAAGGAGGUGGUUUUCCUAAACAGGCCAUGGAUUUCUCGGAAACCAAAACUCAGCAUGAACAACCAAAAUCUGAGCUUGGCUUUGGCGAGGUCCGAAAGAAACAUGCCAUGGAGCGACUUCGACAAAUGAUCGACACAAGCGGUGAAAUCAGCCAUAUCAUGACUGAGGUGUUCGCUGAGUAUCCAAAUCGUGACUUCAACGAUGAUCUUUACCUCACCAAACCUGACCAAGCAUACGAAUGGAUGCACUUCCAUGACACUUGCCAAUCUCGUCUUUAUGCCAGUCAAGAAUGGGAGUUGGCGCAAUAUCUCAGUCAACCCGUGCUAGCAUGCCAUCAUCUCUUCGCUUCUCCCAAACGAUAUUUCCCUGGCAAGGGUUACGAUCGCAGAUGGGGUGGUGAUGCUGAGGAUGACGCUCCUCCGAUGCCAUUUUCUGGCCCUCGCGCUGACUAUCAAGCCUUUGAAGCAGAGCGACAGAACAGAUCCCAACUUCAGGCAUUUCAAGCUCAACUUCCGCCCACAUUGAUGCGUUCGUUCCGCAGUGCCGAAGAGGUUUCUGCAGAGUUUCUCCCGUACCUUGCGCGCAUCGUGUCUCCAGAUGUCAAGCCUGUUGUCGUGGGUGGAAGUCAAGGUUCCACGGCCAGUGUGCGCAAAGACUCUGAGCGUGCUAUGGUCAAACGUGCCGCUGAAGUACUCGCCGAGGUUGGCAUUGAGUUGCAAAAGGGAAGAAUUGAGAGUGAUUCGAUGGUCAAUCGAACACCACAAUAUGUGUACCGCUUGGAACCGGAUCUCGAUGUUUUGUCCACGUUCGAGACAGGUGCAUCACUACUUCUACCCUCCGGAGCACCUACGCGAUAUGCGGUUCGCCAAGUCCUUGAUCAGGAAUUGAAACGAACACUCAUAGAACGGGAAGCUAUUGCUCGGCAGGCUCGCUUCCAAGCUGGCAACCCUCUUGGACACGUUGAGAUGCUCAACACCGAUAAGAUUAUGAAUGCAAAGAAACUCGCGCUCGGCGGAGAUGCAGAGGAUGCAACGCUCAUCAAGCGUGAUUUCUUCGGUCGCAUCAUUGAGGCACGAUCACUUGCUGAAGUCACUGGAAGCAGUCAACAAGCGAAGAAAGAAGUAAAGGAACGCAAGGUGUGGGUGACAUAUCAUGAAGGAUUAAAUAAUGCUGUGAGAAAACCGAUGUCACUGCAAGAGUUUAUGAAAGGUCUGUAA
Messenger RNA from Fusarium coffeatum, 2886 nucleotides. RefSeq lists its product as uncharacterized. The record is from RefSeq and is a predicted model, not a curated record. Gene Ontology annotation, cellular component: nucleus. Gene Ontology annotation, molecular function: ATP hydrolysis activity; DNA binding; ATP binding. Bases 1 to 2886 code for a protein of 961 amino acids. The transcript has 2 exons. Lineage: Eukaryota; Fungi; Ascomycota; Sordariomycetes; Hypocreales; Nectriaceae.